GGGGCCGGAGGCUGCCCGGCGUGGUCCCGCCGCGCUGCCUGCCCCUGCGCGGCAGCUUCUCCCCCAUCCCUGCAGCCGCUGGGGCUGUCCGGACAUUAGGAGCGGCCGGGCCGAGUCUGUGGGUGCGGGGUGCAGGGAAGCGCGGGGUUUGCUGCCGGCCGGCUCCAUGCUGAGCCUCCCGGGAGCCCGAGGGGGAGCAGCGGGGCUUGCACCGGGCGGCACGGGGCUGAGGACAGCGCCUGGCGCAGGAACAGGCGCAGCCCGGGAUGCUCGCGCGCGCCACACACCCCCUCUCUCCGCCCUUUGCCGCAGGACGGAGCGGGACGCGACCAGCUGGUCAAAAAGCAAACUGGAGCAGCUGCUGGUGGGGAUCGUGGUGGGUAAUGAGGCGGGCAGCUGUGAAAUAAGCGAUCUGAAGCAAUUGGAAGGCGAAGCCUCCUGCAACAGCCGGAAAGGGAAACUGAUUUUCUUCUACGAAUGGAACAUAAAACUUAGCUGGAAAGGUACAAUGAAAGAAUCUGGUGAGAAACAUGAGGGAUCUGUUGAAAUUCCUAACCUGUCAGAAGAAAAUGAGGUGGAUGAUACAGAGAUAAGUGUAAGCAAAAAGAAAGGAGAUGGAGAUGUGCUAAAGGAUCUUAUGAGAACAGAAGGAACUUCAAAAGUCAGGGAGGCUCUCAGAGAUUAUCUGAAAGUUCUUAAAACAGAGUUUACUCUGGGAAUGAUCCUACCAACCAAAACUUCAGCUGGUCCGGAACUGGCGGUUAAAAAAAAAUUGAGUGAGAAUAAUGUGCAGGAUUCUGUUAUACCAAUUUCUUUGGAUACAGUUGGUGUAAAGAUUCCAACAGUAAAGAUACUUCUGAAAGAGAUGUUUGACUCUCCGGUAGAGGAGCUUUAUAGCAUCUUCAUAACUAAGGAGUUGGUACAAAAAUUUUCUAAAAGUCGUGCUGUGAUCGAAGCCAAAAGAGGAGGAAAACUUCAAAUGUUUGAUGGUUGUAUUACUGGUGAAUACAUAGAACUGUUACCCAGCCAAAGGAUUGUCAUGAAAUGGAGAUGCAGGAACUGGCCUCAUGAAUAUUAUGCAACAGUUGCUUUGAAUUUCAAGGAUCAGGCAACUCAAACUGAAUUACAGUUAGAGUGCAAAGGUGUCCCUGUCUGUAAUGAAGACAGUACAAGACAGUGUUGGCAGAAGCAGCAUUUUGAAGAAAUACGUGUUUUACUGCAGCAGACCAAAGUAAAUGCUGAAUGAUGAUAGCACUGUAGUUAGUUUUCUUAGUGCAUUACUUUUAUAUAUAAAUAAGUUUGUCUCCCUCUUUUGUCCCCCACCCCUCUUUUUUUAAGAAAAUUAAUUUAUUUAUGGGGGAUGAAUAAACAUCCACUUCUGUGAUACUGUAUAUAAUUUAAGUGCUAUUUAUGGAUCUUCAGUGAAUGAAAUGGCCUCUUCCGUAAGUGAGAUUAUGUAUUUAGACACCUUCAGUUUGAGAACUGAUCACUGUUUUAUUAUCUAUAACUUAAAUUUGGAAACUGUUAGUGUGACUCAGCUGCUAUAGACUUCAUGGUAUUACAUCAUACUGAGAAGCUCAUUUAGUAGAGACGAGCUACUAAGUAGGCCUCGUCCAGGUCUAAGUUAGAGCAAAGAAGUGACACAUGCAUUGUUUAGUAAGAAUCCAUUCAUGGUGGGUAGAAUGUCUGUGUUUAAAUGCACUGCUGAUUAAAAGGUGAAUUGAAAGUCUUAAAAAAAAAAAAACAAAAAAAAAACCCCAUAGUUUGAUUCUGUAAGAUCAAAUGAUGAGUGAGUUAUACAGCCACUUAAAGUAAAGCACUUAAUCUCAAACCAUAGAAAAACAAGAUGCAGGCUUCUUAUAUUUUCAAACAGCACAGCUACACAUUUGAAAGACUCAGUCACCUAAGGCAAAGAUUUAGGUCUGGAGGAUUAACAAAAUUAGAACAACCCUUGUUGACUGGGAGAUGCCAUUAUUUUGGUCUAUUUUUCUAAACUCCUCUCUUCAUCUUCUCUCUGUUAAUGGUACCUGUGAUGGGAGUUGCUGCUCUGGCAGAGAUGCCAGGAAGGCUGUAAGAGAAGUAAUUUAAUUUUGUAUUUCAGCAAUUUCCAUAUUUAUUUAAAGAGCCAUUUUCACUUGGACUGUUUUCUUCUCUUGGAAUUCUGAAAAUACGUUUUUAACUUAGACCCUUUCAGUUCACCUUAAUGAACGAUUCCACCCAUGGGCAUAUAAUGAAAGCAAAGCAAAUAAAACCCCAACUAUUUGACACCAAUGCACCAUAAGGGUUAACCAUGAUGGGUUAAUAUUGACGAUAUAACAAUUUAGCAAGAAUGGGGCAGAAUUCUUAAACACAUUGAGUAAUUUUGUAAACAAUUGGAAUAAAAAAUAACUUACCUGUGCAAUACUGAACUUAAGGCAAAAUUGACUAAGAAAAAUCAUGACAGAGGUGACUCAGACUGCAUUUUAAUCAAAUGCACAGAAUAGCGAUCAGUCAUCUUAAUAAAGAAAAUUUUACAGUGA
Messenger RNA from Malaclemys terrapin pileata, 2519 nucleotides. Its product is annotated as activator of 90 kDa heat shock protein ATPase homolog 2-like. The transcript is spliced from 8 exons. Bases 167 to 1246 code for a protein of 359 amino acids. Gene Ontology annotation, biological process: positive regulation of ATP-dependent activity; protein folding. The record is from RefSeq and is a predicted model, not a curated record. NCBI's taxonomy places the organism in Eukaryota, Metazoa, Chordata, Testudines, Emydidae. Gene Ontology annotation, cellular component: cytosol. Gene Ontology annotation, molecular function: protein-folding chaperone binding; ATPase activator activity.